AUGUCAUCAAGGAAAAGAACAUUAUUAAAAGUAAUCAUAUUAGGAGAUUCAGGAGUUGGGAAAACAUCUCUUAUGCAACAAUUUGUAAAUAAUAAAUUUAGUCAACAAUAUAAAGCAACAAUUGGAGCAGAUUUUUUAACAAAAGAAAUACAAGUAGAUAAUAAAACUGUAACUUUACAAAUAUGGGAUACAGCAGGACAAGAAAGAUUUCAAUCAUUAGGAGUUGCAUUUUAUAGAGGAGCAGAUUGUUGUGUAUUAUGUUUUGAUGUAACAAAUGAAAAAUCUUUAAAUAAUUUAUCAAGUUGGAAAGAUGAAUUUUUAGUUCAAUCAAAUGUUUCAAAUCCUCAAGAUUUUCCUUUUAUUAUUAUUGGAAAUAAAAUAGAUAUUGAUGAUUCUAAAAAAAUCCCAAGUUUAUCAAAAAAAUUACAUCAAAUUACUUCUAAUCAAAAUGAUGGAUUAAAUUAUCCAAUAUUUGAAACAAGUGCAAAAGAUUCAAUAAAUGUUGAAUCUGCUUUUGAAGUUAUUGCUAAAAUGGCUUUACAACAAGAAGAAUUAAAUGCUGCUAAUGGAAAUGGUGAUAAUGAUGAUUAUAAUGAUGCUAUAAAUAUACAUUUGGAUAAUGGUUCAAGUAGUUGUGGAUGUUGA
Messenger RNA from Lodderomyces pseudojiufengensis, 645 nucleotides. It is a transcript of the gene YPT72, whose product is annotated as Rab family GTPase. The record is from RefSeq and is a predicted model, not a curated record. NCBI's taxonomy places the organism in Eukaryota, Fungi, Ascomycota, Pichiomycetes, Serinales, Debaryomycetaceae. The transcript has a single exon. Gene Ontology annotation, cellular component: late endosome; vacuole; phagocytic vesicle. Bases 1 to 645 code for a protein of 214 amino acids. Gene Ontology annotation, molecular function: GTP binding; GTPase activity. Gene Ontology annotation, biological process: regulation of vacuole fusion, non-autophagic.